AUGGCCGCAGCCGCAACUUACAAGGACCGGCAAUUUCUCGCUGUCAUUGGAGAUGAAGACUCCGUGACCGGUCUCCUGCUCGCUGGCGUUGGACAUGUAACCGAUGGUCCCGACUCCCAGCGAAACUUCCUCGUCGUUGACAGCAAGACCGAGACCUCGGAGAUCGAGAAGACGUUUCAGAACUUCACCCAGGAGCGCAAGGAUAUUGCUAUUGUGCUGAUCAACCAACAUAUCGCAGAGCGGAUCCGCCAUGCGGUAGACACGUUCGCCGACCCAUUUCCCGCCAUUUUGGAGAUCCCUGCAGCAAAGACCACCCUUACGACCCGGAGAAAGACAGUGUUUUGA
This is a messenger RNA of Penicillium maclennaniae, 345 nucleotides long. Its product is annotated as H(+)-transporting V1 sector ATPase subunit F. Gene Ontology annotation, cellular component: fungal-type vacuole membrane; proton-transporting V-type ATPase, V1 domain. Bases 1 to 345 code for a protein of 114 amino acids. Gene Ontology annotation, biological process: proton transmembrane transport. The transcript has 5 exons. The record is from RefSeq and is a predicted model, not a curated record. Lineage: Eukaryota; Fungi; Ascomycota; Eurotiomycetes; Eurotiales; Aspergillaceae. Gene Ontology annotation, molecular function: proton-transporting ATPase activity, rotational mechanism.